This is a messenger RNA of Ananas comosus (pineapple), 908 nucleotides long. RefSeq names its product protein RALF-like 34. NCBI's taxonomy places the organism in Eukaryota, Viridiplantae, Streptophyta, Magnoliopsida, Poales, Bromeliaceae. The record is from RefSeq and is a predicted model, not a curated record. The transcript has a single exon. The coding region runs from base 169 to 561 and encodes 130 amino acids.
GCAGAGUAUUAUCUUGUCAUUUUGGUAAAUGGAGUAAAAUUUGGGGAGUGGGUACAUACAAUGAUGCGCAUGUGAGCUGUAACAGUGUGUGAGCCUCUGACGAUCUCAUACUACUACCUCCUGAUCUUCCUCCUCACUCUUUACCUCCAUUAACCCUCUCCUCCACCAAUGGCUCCUCUCCUCCUCUUCCUCCUCUUCCUCUGCCUCCCCCACAACCCGCUCCCUUUCUCCCACGCCCAACCCUCCAACCCCACCUUCAGCACGGAUCCAUUCCCCGAGCCCUCGAUCUACGCCUACCCAUUUGGGUUGGACCCCGAGUACGAGCUCGCCCACCAGGUGCUCGACGAAACGCCCCAAAGGAAGGAGGACAACAGGAGAGCCCUGUUUUGGCACGGCGCCCACCACCACUACUACAUCUCCUACGCCGCGCUCUCCGCGAACCGGGUCCCCUGCCCGCCCCGGUCGGGCCGGUCCUACUACACCCACAACUGCUACCGCUCCAGGGGCCCGGUUCACCCUUACUCCAGGGGUUGCUCCGAGAUCACUCGCUGUAGGAGGUGAUCUCAUGAUCCUCAUCCCCUUUGUUCUCUGGGUUUUCGUUGAACUUUUUAGCUCGUUGGUUUUUGUGGGCUAAGGGGACUGGGGAGAGCUUAUGAUGAUGGUGUUGGGUGUGUAUCGUUCAUGCAUGCUUUUUUGUUUCUCCUUUUUUAUAUUAUAUUAUAUAAAAUCGGAUGUUUUAGUAAGAGAAAUGAGGUGGGUUUGCUGAUUUAUGGUUGUGUAUUUGAGGCUAAUGCUGCUUGGUCUGGAGACCUUAGAUGGGUCAGGGGGGAAUUUUUUUUUUUUAAUUGAGACCUUUUUUAAAUAAUGUAGUGUUGGGUGUCUUUUAAAUGUGGCUCAUUUUUUGUCAA